Messenger RNA from Helicoverpa armigera (cotton bollworm), 2979 nucleotides. RefSeq lists its product as uncharacterized. The record is from RefSeq and is a predicted model, not a curated record. Bases 1 to 2979 code for a protein of 992 amino acids. Gene Ontology annotation, molecular function: nucleic acid binding. The transcript has a single exon. NCBI's taxonomy places the organism in Eukaryota, Metazoa, Arthropoda, Insecta, Lepidoptera, Noctuidae. Gene Ontology annotation, biological process: DNA integration.
AUGUCACUGAACGACUACCUGCUCACGGGUCCGGACUUGCUGCAGUCGCUGCCCGGCGUGAUGAUGCGAUUCCGACGUCACCGCGUCGCCGUCUCCGGAGAUAUCACUGAAAUGUUUAUGCAGGUGAAAGUAAAGCCAGAAGACAGAGACGCUCUCCGAUAUCUGUGGCGAGGAGAGCGGCGGGAGGGGGCGCCGGAAGAGUACCGAAUGACGUCAAUAAUAUUCGGCGCAGCAAGUUCACCGUGUACAGCAAUAUUCGCUAAGAACUGGAAUGCUAAACGCCAUGCGAACGAACACCCAGAAGCAGUAGAAGCAAUAGUCAAGAAUCAUUACAUGGACGAUUACCUGGAUAGCUUCAGAAGUACAGAAGAAGCGACGCGCACAAUCAAGAUAGUACAAGAAAUACAUAGUAAAGCGCGCUUCGACCUAACGAAAUGGGUAUCCAACAGCGAAGAAGUGCUGCGUGAAUUGGUACCGGGCCAAGAAACAACACAGAUUGUUAAUCUUGGAAAUAUAGAAAACACAGAGAAAGUACUCGGCGUGAUAUGGAAGCCACACACGGACGAACUGAGCUUCAACUUAAAACUCGCGCGCCUACCUACUGGCCUGCUCGACAAGGAAACGCCCACCAAGAGAGAGGCGCUCAAGAUAGUUAUGUCGCUAUACGACCCGCUGGGCCUCGCCUCACCUAUAACAAUCAGGGCGAAACAAAUACUACAAGAAGCCUGGAGGCGGGGAGUCGACUGGGAUCAACCUCUCGAUGAAGAACUAUCAAGCCAGUGGAGGGCGUGGAUAAGUCAUCUCGAACAGCUGAAGAACGUAAACAUACCGCGCUGUUAUCCUGGGUACAGCGAGGCUACAGAAAUACAAGUACACGUGUUCACCGACGCCAGUGAAAAGGCCUACGCUACAGCGGUGUACUGGAGGUCAAUGACCCGUGACAACAACGUGCACGUCAGCCUCGUCAUGGCGAAGGCGAAGGUGGCGCCGCUGAAGCUGCUGUCAAUACCGCGCCUCGAGCUACAAGCCGCGGUGAUGGGUACGCGCGUCGCAGCCGCAGUGAUAUACGAACACAACGUCAAGCCCGCCUCCGUGACCUACUGGAGUGACAGCAGAACCGUUCUGACAUGGAUAAGGAAAGGAGCCAGAUCGUACAAGCCAUUCGUCGCACAUCGAUUGGCCGCCAUAGAGGAAAAUAGCAGAGUCGAAGAGUGGCGCUGGGUGCCUACAAAAAGCAACAUAGCCGACGCCGCCACCCGCGACGUCCCGACGCACUUUCAUACCGACCACGAGUGGUACCGCGGCCCUAAGUUCCUCUACGACGACCCAUCGACAUGGCCGACCGAGUCACCAGCUGACAGUCAACCGACAGGCGAGGAAAAAACAAUCACGCUCAUACAAGCGGGCGCAGCAAACCUCAUAGACGUCGUUCCCGACCCCGUUCGAUUUUCAAGAUGGGAGCGAUUGCUGCGCGCCACAGCCAGAGUACUACAGUUUAUAGCGUUGUGUAAAAAACAACAUACAGAAAAAACGUUCUACAAAAGAACAAAGAAAAACAAAGAAAACGAUCCUGAUUGGUCGAGAGCGGUGCGAGCGCCCCGCGCGCCCGCCGAAGCUGCGCGCGCCCAAAUAUACACACGCAAGUUUAUUAUAUUGGACGCGACAUACAUUCAAAAGGCAGAGAAGCUGUUAGUUCGUGUGGUGCAACAAGAAGCCUUUAAACAAGAAAUAGCCAGUCUCGAGAGUAACGAAACAGUCGCAAGUAGUAGCCGGCUGUACCCGCUGCGCAUAGAACUAAACGACGGAGUUAUAGUACUGCGAAGCCGCAUAGCUGCUGUAGACAAAGUCGCUAAAAGCGUGAAGAGUCCACCUGUGUUAGACGGCGAUCACCGUAUUACACAGCUAUAUAUAGAUUGGACACACCGUAGCCUACAACACAGCGGCACCGAGCUCGUCGUGAAUGAGGUCAGACAGCACUACUGGAUUGUGCGCCUGCGCCCGACAGUCAAGCAAGUUAUCGCGCGCUGCCUGCAUUGCCGCAUACGUCGCGCGCGCGCGCCGACGCCGGCAACCGGCGACCACCCGAAGACACGCCUAGCUCAUCACCGCAGGCCGUUCACAUACACCGGGCUUGAUUAUUUCGGCCCGCUGUCAGUCACCGUCGGUCGUCAGCAUCAUAAGCGAUACGUGGCGCUGUUCACGUGUCUCACAACAAGGGCAGUUCACCUCGAGAUCGCGCACAGCCUCAGCGCGGACUCAGCUGUGUUGGCGCUGCGCAGGUUCGCAGCGCGACGCGGCUGUCCCACCGAAAUCUACUCCGACAACGGCACCAACAUGCACGGUGCUGACCGCGAGCUGCGUGAGGCCUGCCAGGAGGAGGCCAGCCGACGCGGCAUCGCCUGGCGCUUCAUCACGCCUUCCGCGCCUUUCAUGGGAGGCGCCUGGGAGCGCUUAGUGCGGUGCGUUAAGACCGCGCUAGGCGCCACGCUGCACGAGCGCCACCCACGCGAGGAGGUCCUCGCGACGCUGCUCUGCGAGGUCGAGUACGUCGUCAACAGCCGGCCGCUCACCCACGUAUCUGUGAGCGGCGACGACGACGAGUCCAUCACACCGAACCAUUUCCUGCUGGGCGGCUCGGCACGCCUGCCGAGCCCCGGCACGUUCGACGAGCGAGACAUCGACAGCAAGAAGCACUGGCGGCGCGCCCAGAUACUCGCCGACAUGUUCUGGCGCCGCUGGGUGCGCGAGUACCUGCCCGAGCUGCAAUACCGGCGGGAGCCGCACGCCCGCGGCCCCGCGCUGCAGCUGGGCGACCCCGUCCUCAUCGCCGACGGCAACCUGCCUCGCAACACCUGGCCGCGAGGCCGGGUUGUGGCCGUCUACCCGGGCGCUGAUGGUGAAGUUCGGACCGCUGACGUGCGCACCGCAGGUGGCAUACUAAAGCGUCCGACGAAGAAACUCGUGCCGCUGCCUAAGUAA